Molecule: messenger RNA, 1199 nt
Organism: Caenorhabditis sp. 36 PRJEB53466
Lineage: Eukaryota; Metazoa; Nematoda; Chromadorea; Rhabditida; Rhabditidae
Source: the annotation of a GenBank genome assembly
AUGUUCAACAGAAAUUGGAGCGGUUUUGUCUUCAAACAAGUGAGAAUUUCAAGAAGUUUUCGAUAGAAAACAUGCGCUUCAGGUCUCGCUUUUCCGAAAUUUUCGACAGCAAUGGUCGCGGUUCAAAUCAAGAGCGUAAGUUUUAUCGCUUUCAGACGUAUUGAUUUGAAGACUUUUCAGCGUGCACUACUCGUACACCCUUUAUCGAAAUGACCGACGCUUCACGACGUUCUCGAUCGCCGCUUCGACGGUCGGUUUCUCGUUCCGCGAGCACGGAAUCACCGACGAGCGCAUCGCCGAAUGCGAAAACUGCGAGGACGAGUUCGCGCACUGCAAAUCGCCCGGACACGGAUGGGAACUGCUCUACGAGGAGAAGGACAUGCUCGCGUUCAGAAGGCGCAUCGACGGUCCGUACGAAAUGUACGAGUACAAAUGCGUCGGCACCUACUACGACAUUAGUCCGCGCACGUUUCUCGAUGCACAGAACGAUUUGAAGUAUCGCCGGGAGUGGGACGAGAACAUUCAGACGAUCGAAGUGGUGCGGGAAGAGGACGAGAACGAGCUGAUCAGAUGGGUCUCCAAGUUCCCGUACCCGUUGUAUCCGAGAGAGUACGUGUACGUGCGACGUACGUGGGUGUCCGAAGACGAGAAGUUCGCGGUGGUCGACAGCGAAUCUGUGCAGCCCGAGGUGUUCCCGUCGACGUCCGACGCGAACGUGCGCGUCCGCUCCUACACAUCUCGAAUGUCGAUUCGCGCGCACACCGACUGGGAAUCGCACGGAGUCGACUACAUACUGACGUACUCGGACAAUCCAGAGGCCAACAUCCCGCGCUACGUGUACAAUUGGAUGGUCAACAAGGGCGGUCCCUACUUUUUGCGACAGGUUCACAAAGCCGCGCGCGAGAUUGAGAGCAGCGGACGGGAGGUGAGAUCGGCGACCGAAAAAGCGCUGCUGAGGAAGAACGAUCGAGUCACGGAACGUUCGAGAUUGAUUAGGGAGAAGGAGGAGCGGGAGCAGAGGGAGAAGGAGGCGAAGAAGGAAAACGAAGGCGAGGAGAAGAAGGUGAGAAAACCGAAUCCCGAUGAGAUACUACAUAUGAAAAUUCCAGAAGUGUGCAAAGCCGCAAAAAGCCCGACCCGCCGCCACCAAUUCGUUCGUCCUGCAGCCGGAACAAGUGAACUAUCAACGAACUGCCUGA